Molecule: messenger RNA, 1359 nt
Organism: Penicillium cinerascens
Lineage: Eukaryota; Fungi; Ascomycota; Eurotiomycetes; Eurotiales; Aspergillaceae
Product: saccharopine dehydrogenase family protein
Exons: 1
Coding region: 1-1359 (452 amino acids)
Source: RefSeq, a predicted model, not a curated record
AUGUCCUCUACAUCCAGCGCUCGCAAGCCAAUUGUCUUCAUUGGUGCCGCAGAUGCGAUAUGUGGUGAAGCCAUUACGAUUUUUGCAAAAGCAACCGAUGUGCCCAUCGUCCUCGCAGACGCCAACGAGGAUGCCCUCCGUCGGGUUGCUUCCAAGCUGCCCGGUAGAAAUAUCACCAUCCGAACGGUGGACAUUUUUAAUCCCGACCAGUUGCGGAGGUCCAUCGUCGAUGCAGCUCUUGUGAUUCAAGGUGCACAGCCGUAUUAUCGGACUUCGCCCCCUGUGCUCAGGGCGUGCAUCGAAGCAAGGGUGCCUUAUCUCGACUAUUCCGACGAUGUACAUAGUACGCAGGAGUCACUGAGUCUACAUGAGCGGGCAAAGAAGGAAGGAGUUCCUUGCUACAUUAAUUGUGGCUCCUCUCCUGGGAUUACAAAUCUUCUGGCGGUGGAAAUUGCAGAAGAGCUCGAUACUGUUGAGACUCUUGACAUUUGCUGGCUUGUUAGCGAGGAGGGCGGUCAAUUGGGAAGAGAAGUUCUAGAACACCUUAUGCACAUCACUGGUGGGCCGUGUUUGACUUGGGCCGACGGGAAAGCAGCAGUUCAUGAGAAUUGGGUCGAGACAUCAUAUGUUCCCAUUACCAGUGGCCCUAAUGACCUCGUCUAUGAGAGCGUUCACCCGGAGCCAGUUACAUUGCCUCGUCGAUUUCCAAACGUGAAUCGAAUUCGGACCUCGGGCGCUCUCAACCCAGCGCCAUUCAACGGACUUGCACGGGGGCUUGGGGCCGCCGUCAAUUCUGGUGCUCUAUCUAUGGAUGCCGCUGUCGACUUUCUCGAGAAUAUGAGCAAACCAACAGGGAGCUGCAGCGACAUGAUUAAGGCAAUCAGUGCACAGUUCCGGGGUGGAGAUAUUUCACUCAACCAACUACAGAGCUUGGCUUCACAUGGUGUUUCGUCACUGAAACCGUGGAAUCUUGCUCUCUGGGGCAUAAUCAACCAAGUACGAAAGGGUCAAUGCUCAAUGAGCGAAGCUAUCAGCUUUCUGAUCGACAAUUUACGGGGCAAAAAAUCCCCGAGUCGCACUGGGCUGCUCGUUCGGGGUAUUGGCAUCCGUAAUGGAUACCCUGCUGUGGUCAUUAGACGGACCCCCACAGCCCCGGAUGACUCUUCUCUGCGGCAAAGCAUGGCGACAUCGAUCGGGGCAUCCUGUGCAGCAUUCGCGUUGUUGGCCCUUGACAUGGGAGUACAAAGGAAUCCGGGGGUCUACUGUCCAGAGGACUGGGCAAAACCCGAAGCAUUUUUCAAAUAUUUGGAGAAACUCGGUAUCCCACGAAAUCAGAUAAUUGAAUCAGUUCAGGAAUAG